CUCCCUCGGUCACAUGCUGAUGACAUCACUGAGGCGCUUUGAUGCGGCUGCUUGAGCGUCCCAGGCGGAAGGGUAGAGGAGGAACAUGGUCUCCUAUUUUCCCCGUCGCUGCUUUAUGCCCAGUUCCAUCUUAGGCUUCCGCUACCUGUCCUCGUCCAGUCUUCCUGUUGCCGUCCAGGAACUUCUAGAUUUAGGCUUUAAUGAGGAGCAAUCAGGAAGAAUCCUCGCUCUGAAACCCAGGAGAGGUGACCCAUGGCACACAGUGUCCUGUACCAAGGAAUUGCUGCUCAUUGGACUAAAGCCGCAGGCCGCACUCAAGAUGUUGGAGGACAGUAAAGAGCUGCGAAAAGCAACUGUAAGAGAACUCCGAGAUAGAACUGAGAAUCUUCGUAGCCUGGGGCUGGGGGAAGGGUUCCUGCAGCGAUCACUCUCCAGAUGCCCGGCUCUUCUCUCGCUUCCUCGUUCCCAUGUCCUGGCAGCUGCCAAAUGCCUCAGACAGCGAUGUCAAUUCUCAGCUCUGCAGCUGACUGAUAUCCUUCGAUUCUCCCCAGAAGCCCUGACAUAUGACCCCAGCUACCUCGAAGAGGCUUUUCAGUAUGUAUAUUUCCGGAUGGGUGCAAGCCACAAAGACAUUAUAACAUCUGGCCUAUUCCAGACAUCACUGGAUGAAAUCAGGGUUCGGCAUCAGUUUCUGGAGCGCUUGGGAAGAUUCCUACCCCCUGAUAAAAAGGGGGUCUCCCCACCCUCUAACCCCAAGCUUAAGGAGGUCACGGCACUUUCAGACAGUGACUUUUUGGCACAUGUUGCUCGGGUUUCUCCUGAGGAACUGCACACUUUCCGCAAAAUAUUUGCACGAGAGGAGCUGGAGGCUGGAGAACGUAAGGACAGUGAGGCAGGAAGGGACCACUUAGACAGUGGCACAGAGGGAGAGGAUACAGACAGUGAACACUCUGGGGAUAAAAGUGGAGAAACAGAAGAUGAAACACACAAGAGACUGAGUAAUUAUAAAAGGAAGCAGAAGAAGAGAUCAGCUAAUAGACCUGUGAGACCAUAAAGGACCUCCAUAUUGCUGUCCAUUUAAAGAAUGGGCUGCCUUGUUGCAACUUAUUAAAUGUUUAGUUUCUUUUUUCCUUGAUUCAUAUUUGCUAUAUUUGUUCUUAUGUAAUACAAAGUGCACCUCC
Xenopus tropicalis (tropical clawed frog) is the source of this 1181-nucleotide messenger RNA. It is a transcript of the gene mterf4, whose product is annotated as mitochondrial transcription termination factor 4. The record is from RefSeq and is a predicted model, not a curated record. Gene Ontology annotation, biological process: mitochondrial ribosome assembly. The coding region runs from base 86 to 1054 and encodes 322 amino acids. Lineage: Eukaryota; Metazoa; Chordata; Amphibia; Anura; Pipidae. Gene Ontology annotation, molecular function: nucleic acid binding. The transcript is spliced from 4 exons. Gene Ontology annotation, cellular component: mitochondrion.